Messenger RNA from Westerdykella ornata, 705 nucleotides. RefSeq lists its product as uncharacterized. Lineage: Eukaryota; Fungi; Ascomycota; Dothideomycetes; Pleosporales; Sporormiaceae. The record is from RefSeq and is a predicted model, not a curated record. Bases 1 to 705 code for a protein of 234 amino acids. The transcript has a single exon.
AUGGCUCCUCCACUGCUUCACUACCGCCUCAAGGACAGGAAAGACAAGGCCCGCCUCAUCACUGAGUUCGAAGCGACGCAACAGGCACGCGAAGAUGAGAUCAAAUCGGUAAUCAAAUGGUUCGAACGCGUUGGACUCAACCAUGCAGAGCUCAGUGAAGGUCUUCAGUUCUCGGCCACCGUCCUGGAGAAACAGGGUAGCUUGGCAACGGAGUGGCGCAUCGACAGCUUGUACAACGAACUUGGGAUGGAGGACAAGCUAGAAAAGCUUGAGGAGAAGGAGGCGCAGCUCAUGGCGAAGGAUGAGGAGAUCAAGGCGAAGGAUAUGGAGAUUCAGGCGAAGGAUGAGGAGGUCAAGGCGAAGGACGAGGAGAUCAAUGCGAAGGACGACGAGAUCAAUACGAAGGACGAGGAGAUUAAUGCGAAGGAUGAAGAGAUCAAGGCGAAGGAUGAACAGAUUGCCCAGUUGAUGAAGGCAUUGAAGGCCAAGGAUGAAUUGCUUGCUCUGAAGGAUGAGCACAUUGCCAAUCUCAAGGCUGAGAAAGAGCAGGCGGAACUCCAGAAGCAAAAUUGGAAGGGGAAAUCGGCCCUCUACAAGCGCGAGCUGGAUGAGCGGAGCGAGAAUCUUGGACGUGCUGGUACUGGCAAAACGUUGACCUUGCCGAUGCGUGGAGGACGACCCCGUCGAAACGGGGAGGGCAUCUAG